Oryctolagus cuniculus (rabbit) is the source of this 3544-nucleotide messenger RNA. NCBI's taxonomy places the organism in Eukaryota, Metazoa, Chordata, Mammalia, Lagomorpha, Leporidae. The record is from RefSeq and is a predicted model, not a curated record.
GGGGUGCCCUCCUGUCAGGGUACCUGGCUCAUCCUCCCUAGGGUGUGGGGUUGUGCCUGUCGGGGCUCCCAUCCCUCCUCCAUGCAUGUGUGCAGAUUGGGAUGCUCUUCCCGCCCUCUUGGGGUGUGUGCGGGCUGGGGGGGUUCAUCUUGGUCCCUGGUUCUGUCUCAGGUCACCUCGCAGGUUAUGCCCCCAGUGGCCUGUCCCGGUUGCUCUGCUUUUCUGUUUGCGGUCCAGUUCUGGGCAGCUUUUGUCCAGCGGUAAUUUCUUUUAAUCCGGAUACAGUGGCCAAAUGGUCGUCAGGCUCAGCCAAAUCCCGUCAUUAGAAUUCUUCCCGGGAUUUAUCAAAAGUGGAUUUGCAACCCUGAGCUUGCCAGCCCGCGGAGCCUGCCCUGAACCCUGUGCAGCCUGAUCCGGCCAGGGCCUCGCUCUGGCUCUCGCUCGGUGCCCGAGGUCUGGCCAGGCUGCGCCCCAGGAUCGGGGCGCGGGAUCUUUGCCGCCCUCUCCUGCCGCCCCUCCGGAAUAUGACGCCCUCAACGCGGGGGGGGGGGGGGUGCUGUGGCCCCUCCCUCCGAGGCCGGAAGUGCCCCUAACUUUCCCGAUUCCCCACCACCUGUUUGGGGCUGGAGAUGGGGUGGGCGAGUCCUCCGAGGGGCAGGAGGGCUGGGCCAGCCGCGGCUGCUCCGGUCCCGGGAGGCGGGGGGCGCUGUCCGAUUGGCCGCGCCCCGCGCCCCGCCCGCUCGGCCCGCGGUCUCAGAGCUCGUCCAGCGGGAGGGAGGGAGGACGCGCAGGGGCGGGACCGGCCUCUAGGACCCCACGCGCGGGUCCGGCCCUGCAGCUUCGGAGCGCGCCGAGCGGGACCCGUGCGACCCGCACUCCUGGACCGGCUCCGGGGCGGACUCCCGAGCCCCUGCGCCAGGCGGUGGCUGGACCCGGCUCCCGGAGCGGAUUCGCGCGCGCCUGGACCCGGCGUUACCUGGGCCUGGCUGUACCUGGGCGCAGCGGCCAGGACCAGAGCGUCGCAGAGAGGGACGUGCUGCCGGAGCCGCCGCGGGAAGCCGCGGCGCUGGGAGCCCGAGAGGGCCGCGCAGAGGAGCCGGGGCUCGUCGGGAUCCCCCCAGCCCCCGCCUUGCGCCUCCGUGAGUGGCUCCCGCGCGGCUGUUUACGGCCGCAUUCGUGUCUCUGCGUUUGCUGGAGGCCGCCGCACGGAGCAAGAGCUGCCGGGAGGCGGCCUGGAGCGGCUGGGCGGGAGUGGCCUGGGGACGCACGGCCCGGGUGGCGUGAAGGCCCCUGGGGCUCCCGGGGCGAAAGUUCCCGGUCGGAUCGUGGGGUGUGGCGCUCGGGGGUCGCCGCAACAGUUGGCUGCCUCUCCCCGCGCAGUGUCGCUUGUUCACCAGGUCCGCCGUGGAGGCCGAGCCGCCCGAGCGCCCGGAGGAGCCGCGGGGCCACCAUGUCCGCGCGCCCGCGCUGCCGGGGUCUGCUGUGCUUGCUGGCAGUGACGGCCGCCGUGCGCCCCGGCGCGUGCGGGCUGUGCCCCGCCGCCUGCACCUGCGCCACCGACGUCGUCAGCUGCACCGACAGGAACCUGUCCAGGGUGCCUGCCAACCUCUUCAGGCUCGUCCGGAGACUGGACCUGAGUUACAACCGCAUCGGGCUCCUGGACUCCGACUGGAUGCCGUCGCCCCUGCUGAAGCUCAGCACCCUGGUCGUGCGCCACAACGACGUCGCCAGCGUCGCCGCGGGCAGCUUCGCCGCGACUCCCAACGUCCGGAGCCUGGAUCUGUCGUGCAACCGGCUGCAGGCGGUGCGCGACGCCGCGUUCCAGGAGCUGCGGGCGCUGGAGGUACUGCUGCUCUACGACAACCGCAUCUCGCGGCUGGACCCGGCGGCCUUCGGGGGCCUCUCGCGCCUGCAGAGGCUGUACCUGAGCGGCAACUGGCUCACGCAGUUCCCAGUGGGUCUCUACCUGGGCAGGUUCAGGCUGGCGGCGCUCACGUUCCUGGACGUGUCCUACAACCGGAUCCCCGCCGUGCCGGUGCACCACAUGCACCUGGUGCCGGGCCGGCAGCUGCGGGGCAUCCACCUGCACGGAAACCCCUUCGUCUGCGACUGCGCGCUGCACUCGCUGCUGGCCUUCUGGUACCGCCGGCGCUUCAGCGCGGUGGUGGAGUUCAGGGACCACUACACCUGCCGCCCUGCGGCUGCAGCCGGAAGCAGCCAGCAGGUGCCCCUCCUGCGAGAGAGCUUCCUGAACUGCUCGGACAGCGUUGUCAACGGCUCCUUCCACGCGCUGGGCUUCGUCCGUGAGGCCCAGGUCGGGGAGAGGCUGGUGGUGCACUGUGACAGCAAAGCUGGCUCGGCAAACACCGACUUCCUGUGGCUGGGCCCAGACAACAGGCUGCUGGAGCCGGAUAGGGACGCGGACAACUUCCACGUGUUCCCCAACGGCAGCCUGGUGAUAGAGAGCCCUCGGCCCGAGGACGCCGGCGUGUACUCCUGCAUCGCCAUGAACAGGCAGCACCGGCUGAACGAGACCCUGGACGUCACCAUCACCGUGAGCAACUUCUCUGCGGUGAGCAGGGCCCACGCGCACGAGGCCUUCAACACGGCGUUCACCACCCUGGCGGCCUGCGUGGCCAGCAUCGUGUUGGUGCUCCUGUACCUGUAUCUGACGCCGUGUCCCUGCAGGUGCAAGGCCCGGAGACAGAGGAGCGUGCCAAGCCAGAGCAGCGGUGGCGGCCCCCUCUCUGUGCCGAGUCCAGGCCCCGCGGCUGAGGGCGCGGCGGACGAGCCGAGGGCGGGUGCUGGGAAAAGAGUGGUGUUCCUGGAGCCUCUGAGGGACGCCGCGGCCCGGCAGAACGGCAGGGUCCGGCUCUUCCCUGGCGAGGCCGCCCUGGCCGAGGGCAUCCUGAAGUCCUCGCGGGGGAAGUCCGACUCGGGCUCCGUGAACUCGGUGUUCUCAGACACACCCUUUGUGGCCUCCACCUGAGGCUGGGUCGGGGCUGUAGCACUGGGCGGGGGCGCGGUGGUGCUGUGGGUCUGUUUCCUGGAGCACGAGCAGGUGGCCCCGGCAGCGGUCAGGAGCAAGGGCGGCUCAGCCCCUUGGCUCCUCUGGGCGCAGGAAGACCGGCUGUUUCCCCAACCCAAGUUCUCAGCGACGCUGGCCGUGUGAGAGCUGGCCCAGAGCUGACGUGACUGACCGAGCUGUCCCUUUACAUCCAGCCGCUGCCGACCUGCCAGGCCCCGAGGGGGUUGUCUGGGAGAGGGGAGCUGGGUGCUGCUGUGUCUUCAGAAAGAGGCAGCUGACCUGGGCCGGCAGCGUGGGGCUGGGGCCUGGACCGGUUUUGUUUGGCUUCUCUGCGAAUCGCUGGAAGUCGCGUCACCCCACGUGUCCCGAGUGUGCAGGCGUUGGUGCCCCUGUCCGCGCAGAUGUAUGCGUGUGGUUCUGUGAAGCGUAGCUGGGCCCUGCUGUGCUGUGCGUGUCCUGUGCCCGUGUCCUGUUUUGCCUGGCUGCUGGAACACCAAUCUAAGCUGUUUCCUGGGA